Molecule: messenger RNA, 3521 nt
Organism: Actinia tenebrosa (Australian red waratah sea anemone)
Lineage: Eukaryota; Metazoa; Cnidaria; Anthozoa; Actiniaria; Actiniidae
Product: SMC5-SMC6 complex localization factor protein 1
Biological process (GO): positive regulation of double-strand break repair; DNA damage response; protein localization to site of double-strand break
Cellular component (GO): nucleus; site of double-strand break
Molecular function (GO): protein binding
Source: RefSeq, a predicted model, not a curated record
AGUUCAGAAUCAAGAUGGCGGCAGAUCUGAGCAGAUCUCAGCCCGAAAAACGCAAAAGAUAUCACUUUCUUCUCUCUUCCUUCACCCAAGAAGAAAGAGAAGAACUAAAUAAUGCAAUACAAACCUUAGGAGGCAUUUAUACGGAAACACCACAUUUUUUCUCAAGUUCAAGCCACAUUGUUUGUAAAAAGCCUAAUCGUGGUGAAAAGUUUCUUUGUGGAUGUGCUACAGGCAAAUGGAUUCUCAAUAAGGAUUAUAUCAUGGAUAGUGCAAAGGCUCAAAGAUGGCUUGAUGAGGAUGCAUAUGAAUGGAAUAAAGACAGUAACAUUACUGGCAUACCACUUGAUCAUGUGUCUGCUCCCAUGCGCUGGAGAAAAGCAUACGAUGUGACUCAGCGAGGACCGUUCCAUGGGUGGAGAACAUUGGUUGUGAUCAAAGAUGCGAAAAGGAAGAUUGCAUAUAAAAGGCUUCUAGAUGCAGGACAAGCAACCGUGUUAAAUGCUAGGCCACCAUUCCAAGCUAAUCUGGUUGAAAAAGUUACUCAUGUAUUUGCUGAAAAAGCCAUGGAGAAGGUUGUGCAGUGCUUUCUUGAUGCAGGAAUCCCUUGUCUUUCUCCUGAUUACAUCCCAGAAUACAUACUACAGGAUCCCAUUCCAUCAAUGGAUGACUUUUCCAUUCUCAAUUACUCCAACCCAAAAGCAAUUCCAAAGACUGUCAACAGAGAACCAACCAACCGAUACAUCACCCCAGUAUACCCCCCUGGGGAAUGUGGAGCACCCAAGACAAAGUCAAGAAUCAGUGACAUCAAGAUGAGAAACCAGGGGCAGAAGAGACAAGCCGAGGCAAUCUUGAUUGAAGACCACCCCUCCCCACCCAAGAAACUCAAACAGAUAAAGAAUCAUGAGGAAAUUUUCCCCAAUUGGCUUGAAUGGCACAGCACUAGUCCUUGGGUGCUAAAUAUGGACUUGACUACUUGUGAAAGACCUUCAAAUCAAGCACAUCUUAAGUCUAAAAAGUCAGUCUCCACCUUCCCAACGUAUGUUGUCAAUGCUAUUGAUAGUUACUUAGAAGAAGAGGGACAUGAAUCAAUAGUCCUAUCGACAAUCACUUCAUUUCUGUCCAGUACCAGACACCCAGCACCUAGCCUCGUAUACACCAUUAUUAAUAGAUUCUUACUGAAGGCAUCAACACCACAAUUAGCUAGUCAGGCAUACAUGGUGCUACAUCAUCUGGUUUCUCUCCACCCUCCCCCUGUUAGGAGCUAUUUGUAUCAACAGGCAAUGCAGUCCCCAAUAAGUUCAAGUAAAGGAAUAGUCAAGGCCAAAUCAAGUGCAUGGGAAUUCCUAUCUGACACAUUUAGCUUGGCAUUAGAAGUGAAAAAUGGUAAUUACAUCAAGGAUGCUAGUACUUCAAGGCAAACAAGAGACAACAGUUUACUCCUUAUCAAAUUCCUCUGUGGUGUUUUAGAAAAAGACUUUCAAGCUGUAAAAGAAAAGAAGGAAUAUUCAGGAGGUUUGUACACGCAUAAAGAGUCACUAAUAUGGAACAUUAUAUGGCCAGAUGGCCAAGGUGGCUCUGUUAAUCGUGCAGUUCGACAGCUUUUCAAACUAUUAUGGAUCAGUGCUAAACAAUCAGAAGAAGACAAUGUCAAGAUCCAAGUCCUCUUGGCCCUCCAGGGUCUGGUUGCCAUGGUAGCAGCAUGCUUUGAAUACAUGGACCAAUCAACAUUGGGUACUAAUACCUCUGGUGCUAAAGUUGGAUCAAGAAUGGUAUCCCUAGCAACAGAGUUGGUUUUAACAUGUGGCAGGUCACAUGAUCAGGAGGGUAGUCUUAGGAUGUUGCUGGAGAGUUGCCGUCCUGCUUGGCUCAAGAUGAAGGUGCUUGAUAUCAUGCUGCAUUCAUAUGAUGAUUGUCUAGUGCCCCAAGAAAGUAAACAUCUCUUGGCUAAAGGACUGUGUAUGGAGAAAAUUGUUUGCUGUUACUUCUUCCUACUUCCAGUAUCAAGCACCACAAGCCCAGCAAUGAAUGUGGAGAAUACAAGCCCUGAGUCAGACCCCAUAACGAACAAAGAUGCUUCAAGACAUACUGCACUGAGGUUGAUUACGGAUGCCAACACCUACCACAGUAUAUCCAAUGACCUACACAAAGAACCAGCAAUGAAACUUAAGAAAUUGAUGGUCAAUAAAAGAAAUGCCCGUGGUGAAACCCCAUUGCAUAAAGCAGCAAUCAAGAAUGAACCACCAAAGAUCCGAGAAUUGAUUGAAGCUGGUGCUGAUGUCAAUCUAACUGACCAUGCUGGCUGGACUCCUUUACAUGAGGCUUGUAACCAUGGCAAUGAGGCAUGUGUUGAAGAGAUCCUUAAAGUACGACCACUUGUCUAUAAGACAACUAGGAAUGAAGGCAUGCCAGGUCUGUACAUCCUUGCAUCUCCAUGCUGUGGAACAACUCCUCUACAUGAUGCAGUGAACAAUAACCACAUGAAUGUGGCUAAGCUUUUACUGGAAGCAGGAGGAUUACCAUUACUACAAGCCACAAAUAAAGAUGGUCUUACACCACUAGAUGUAUCUGUCAGUGAAGCCAUGACUACAUAUCUAAAGACUACUGAAAGAAAUCUUCUAAACAAAACCAACCAACUUCAUCAAACCAAUAAAGAUGGAGAACAAGCAAGCAUUUUAAGGGUGCCUUCUGAUAAGGAGUACUUCAAGGUGUUAGGAAAGAAAGGCUGCAAACUUGCACACAUAUCUGAAAACUGCCAUGUCUACCUGUUGUUGCUGUCUCAGUUAGUUCAAAGCUAUGCAAGGCUAUAUAAUCUUGGUUAUAUACAUAGAACUGGUGUGAAUAAUGAUGGUAUAAGUGAGAAGGGGCUACAGGAAGCAAUGGAUGGCUCCAUAAUGUGCACCUUUUCUUCGCAUGUGGAGAAACUCAAGUGUCAUCUUAACAAAGUGACAUCUGGUUAUCAGCUUAGCACUUUAUGUCAAUCUAGGUUAGAAGCUAUGAAAUUUAUAUAAAAAUGACUUGACUGGAAAAAAUGAAGUUGUUUCUCUAAUAUUUGCAAUGACCAUAGAAUAUUACUAAGGAAGCAAAAAAUGAGACAAAAUAUUUUGUGGUAAAAGGAUGGAAAAUUAAUCCAAUUUGAUCAAGCUCAAACAAUUUUCAUAGUGACAAUGAAAUUAUUAUCAGAUGACUUUCUUUAAUAUAUUUAAAGCUAUCAAAAAAUAAAAAUAAAAACUGAAAAUAAGCUAGAAUUGACAGAAUUAAAUGUUACAGUUUUAUGGCAAGAGAUAAUCUCUGCAACAACAAAAUCAUGUUUUGUUAUAAAGCUAUAGGCCCCUUGAAUUUAUUACCUAGGGGAAUUGUUCUGGGGGACAAAGCAAUAGGCAGUAUUUACAUAUGCAAAAAAAAUAUUGUUUUUGACCCCCAGAACAAUAAUUCCUCUCCAGAAUCAUCGCAAGGGGUCUAUUUGCUGUGUAAUUUAUCUCAGCGAUAAAAAUUAUACAAUGUUGUACAUAAAAAAGAAUAUU